Molecule: messenger RNA, 1782 nt
Organism: Chanos chanos (milkfish)
Lineage: Eukaryota; Metazoa; Chordata; Actinopteri; Gonorynchiformes; Chanidae
Gene: pigq
Product: phosphatidylinositol glycan anchor biosynthesis, class Q
Exons: 10
Coding region: 34-1782 (582 amino acids)
Biological process (GO): GPI anchor biosynthetic process
Cellular component (GO): membrane; endoplasmic reticulum
Source: RefSeq, a predicted model, not a curated record
ACCUCCACAUUGUGGGAUCUUCCAUUUGUAACCAUGGUGCUGAAGAUUUUCUUUCCCCAGUGCUGCAACACAGCAGAGAGUGGCCUCCUGGUCGGCCGCUGGAUCCCUGGCCAAGACUCUGCCGUGGUGCUAGCGAUCAUUCACUACCCAUUCAUACCAGCACAGGUGAAGAAAUACUUGAGUCAAAUACAGAACCAGACCCAAGUGGACCUAACUGUGCUUGGUUCCUGGAGCAUUCCUAAAGAAGGUCAGGAGGGAAUGGAGAAUUUCCUUAAGGACCUCAGCACCAUCUUCCCACACAGUCGCUGGCUGCAGUUGAGCCGGGAGUUUGGCAAACGGGCCUUCACUUGCCGCGUGAUCCAGAAAAACGGGAUGACGCCGCCUGAGCAAGACAACGAGGAUGGAGAUGGCAAAAGCGAGAAGGAUAAGAUCAUCUUCAUCCACUAUGACCAGAGGAAGGUGAUGUUGUCCCAGCUUCACCCGCUGCAGGAGGGAGACCAAAACCCCGAAUCCUCGGAGCUGCGCCUGGUCUUCCAGACAGUGGCCAAGAGCCAGCCUCUCUUCUUCUUAGACAAAUAUGACGAAGGGCCCGUAAAACUGACUCACUGGCAGUCUGAGGGUAGGGAGGCCAGCAUCAUCGUAGAACUCCUAAAACAAGCAUCCGUACCCCUCUGUAUGUUUAUGACCUGGCUCCUGUCUAUGUGGCACUGGAUAUGCAGCAUCAGGAUACUGAAUUUGCGUCCAGUGCAGUUCAUCUCUAGCAAGUUGUCCAGCUGUGUCCAGUCAGGGUACAGGACAGGUCAUCUUCAGACGCUGUGCUCUCCAAAAAGAGCCACCACGCACAUGGAAUUCAUGAGAAAGGCAAACAUUUUUGUGUCAUUCCUGGUGGAUUUAGCCCUUGGCUUGCUGCUCAUCUCAUGGCUAUACAGGGAGAAUCGCAUCGGUAAACUGGCCAACACUCUUAUUCCAGUGGCUGACCAUGUGGCUAAAGAGCUUCAGGAGCUGUUGGAGUGGCUGAUGGGAGCUCCUGCUGGACUAAAAAUGAACCGGGCCCUGGACCAGGUGCUGGGCAGAUUCUUCCUCUACCACAUCCAUCUCUGGAUCAGCUACAUCCACCUCAUGUCUCCCUUUAUUGAAAUGAUCCUGUGGUAUGUGGGUCUCUCAGCAUGUUUGGGGUUGACCUUUGCCCUCUCGGUGCUCUCUGACAUCAUAGCUCUCCUGACGUUCCACAUCUACUGUUUCUAUGUGUAUGGCGCCAGACUGUACUGUUUGAAGAUCUACGGGCUCUCUUCCCUGUGGCGUCUCUUCAGGGGAAAGAAGUGGAACGUGUUGCGGCAGAGAGUGGACUCCUGUUCCUAUGACAUGGAUCAGCUGUUUAUUGGCACGUUGCUCUUCACCAUCCUCCUGUUUUUACUGCCCACCACCGCUUUGUAUUACCUCGUCUUUACCCUGCUGCGACUGGUAGUUGUAAUGUUUCAGGGCGUGAUCCACCUGAGCGUGGACCUCAUCAACUCCUUCCCCCUGUUUGCCCUAGGCCUGCGUGUGUGCAGGCCCUACAGACUGGCAGAGGGUGUCAAAUUCAGAGUGCUGUGUGAAGAGCCUGGAGUGCCGCUACACCUGUCAAUGGAGAUCAACCCCCUGAAGUGCAGCUGUGUUGUGCAGUGCUAUAGGACGGCCACCUAUAGCUGCUACCCCAAAGACUCCUGGACAGCCCUGUGCAAGAAGCUGUUUGUUGGGGAACUUAUUUAUCCAUGGAAGCACAAGAGCACCAAGACUGACUGA